AUGGGGUUUUUUGAUGAUAAAAAGAGAGAAGAGGUCAGGAGAAGACAAAAUACUGGAUUUCUGACUGAUUACUUGAUAAGGAGUGAAAUCACUGACUAUUAUCGGCUUCGUCUUUUGGUCAAUUUCAUAUUGGGGCUUCUGAUCUCGUCUUCUCUAUAUCAUGCUGGAUGGAAAAAUCUAAAUUUUGGAGAUUUUGAUUAUACUUCUGGGUUGAUUGUAAAAUGGACAAUCGUAUCCUUCUCAACUUAUGCCUUCACUGUUAGCCCAACUUUUCGAUGUGCUCUUUUUUGUGUUCUGAUUGGUGCAUUUGGAAAACAAGGACAAUACCCAUUUACAAUGCUGGUGAUGAGUAAUAUUCAAGAGGGACCAAUUACGAAUAUGAUGUCCAAUUAUGAAACAACAUCUGAAAUUGUAAUGUGUCACAUUGAAUUGCAGUCGAAAAUUGUAGCCAAUCGAGUUGCAUUGUUGACUGGUCCGCUGGAAGAACUCAUAGAAAAACUUAUGGCCAAAGGAAUUCGGGCUAUGAAAGCAGUCUCACGAGAAACAAGAGCCCUAAUAACCCCUUUCAUGGAGUUGCUCAAAAAGGAAAAAACGAAAACUGACACGAAAAUUGAAAUCGAAAGAAAUCAAUUAAGAGACAUUGAGAAAAGAAAAGAGCGAAUUUUGAAAAUGUGGGAGAAGUCGAUGAAUCGAAAAUUAACAGAAGACGAUGAGAUUGCUGCAGAACUGCUUCCCGCCGAAAACCUGAUAAACAAUGUGACCAUUGGCGAGACACCAAUUUGGCAAAAGUUCAAGACACCUCUCGUGCAAAAAAUGGCAAAUAAAAUGUCAAAAAACUGUGAAGAAAUGUUCAAUAAAGGAAUCGAUAAGUGUAGGAAUGUGGCAUCAGAAUUAGUGACUUCUUGCAAAGAUGCUAUAAUUUGGCCUAUUGAAGCAUUCAUCUGCCCAAAACUGAACGUUGAGGGUCUUUGUGAUAAGGGUUCAUCUCUGAAUAUCUGUAGAAAUCAACUAGAAGAUAGCCAUGUGGAUCCAACUGUUGAGAAGGAUAUAAUGGAUGUGAUGGAAUUGACAGAACAAUUAGAAGAUAAUAGCAAAAUAGAAUUGCACUCAGUCCGAGUUGAAACACCUCGAGUUGCUAUUGAGUACAGACUUUCAGAUCUCAAAAUCAAGAUUCGAGCUGCCAAUAUUUAUUUCAAGAGCAUUGUUGGAGUGUCCAAACAAAUAUUUCAAGCAUUCUUCAUCUAUUUUGUCUACACCAUUUUUCGGGAUUCUGUUGGAAUGAUUAGAAAGUAUCAGGAUGAUGUGGCCUUCUCUAAUUCAUUUGUUACCAAGGAAUUCUGGAUGAUUGAUAGUUUCCGAGAAAGUCAAGGGCAGACACACUUAUCUCAUUUUUCUAAGCAAGAGAAAAUAGAAUGGAAAAUUAUGGAAGUAUUCAGUUUUCCAACAAAAGCUGAACGAUCCAAAGCGAUUCGUCCGUUCUUUAAAUGGUUCGUACUAGCUCUCACAGUUGCUGUCAUCGUUAUUAUGGACUACUAUCUUUUUGUUUUUCUAGAUUCGGUUGUUGAAUCUGCUAGACAACAGGUUAAGCAAAAAGCAAGUGCACCUGCUGGGCUCAAUAUUACCGGAGAAGGAGUACUUGCAGAUUUUCUCAAGACAAUGACAUCAACAAAUGAGACGUUGGAGAUUGAUCAGACACUUUCCAAUGAGCAUUGUCUCACGAAACCGUUAUCACCAAACACUGAUAUUUUGAUCUACUGGCUCGGACUUCCCCUUCUGCUUUCAUUCCUCUUUCAGGUUGUUUUCUCGUUUGUUAUUCGUCGAAUUGUACUCAAUUACUUUCUCCCAUUCAUGUUCCCACAGAGAUCGAGAGUUCGAUUGAUACAGUUUUACAAUAAGGUAAUAGGUUUUAUCAGCCAUUUUCUUCCUAAAAUCAAUUAUUUUUUGUGUUUGGUGAAUCGUGAAAAACAUCGAAAAGAAGCGAGAGCUCGUAUUAGAUUUACGGUGGAUCGGAGGAGGAUUGAGACGCUGCACAAAGGAGAAUUCUCAGCCGGUGGAUCAUUUUUGAAACGGCAUGUUUUUGAAAGAAUUUCCAAAACUGCUAAAUGUUUUCUAUGUCAAGAGAAGACCUAUGCUGGAAAGCUUCUUUAUUGUGCAGAAGCGAAAUGUCAAUCGUCGUUUUGUAAAGAUUGCAUUGAUGACAAUUUCGGAACAUGCUAUGCUUGUAUGGUUAUCAAAAAAGAGAUAACAGAUCAAAAGUCGAAAUUGAUGGCUCCGAGUGAAGCUGAUAAGAAAGACGAAUUUCUAUCCUAUGAUGAGUUUUUGGAGCGGAUGGAGCAUAGUAAACAAAAGUGA
Molecule: messenger RNA, 2352 nt
Organism: Caenorhabditis briggsae
Lineage: Eukaryota; Metazoa; Nematoda; Chromadorea; Rhabditida; Rhabditidae
Exons: 16
Coding region: 1-2352 (783 amino acids)
Cellular component (GO): membrane
Source: RefSeq, a predicted model, not a curated record